CGGAAGUGUCGCACUGGUUCGCGGAAGAGAGGUCGAAGUUGUUGUAGAAGAGUUUUGGAGCAGAUGAUGGGAGGACGAGGCGUCGGGAGAGAAGGGCAGAUUCAAGAGUUGAAGAUGAGAGAGUGUAUCUGACUGCCUGGGUGGAAUAAGACUUCAGUUUCCAGUUAAAGCUCCUUUGCUGAACUUUGAGUGAGGUCACAGAUGGGUGAACAAAGACAAGCAGGGGACCAGUGAAAUGUCGACAUGGGAGCCGCAGGGGAUUGGUGAGUGUUUGGCCUGGAAGAUGCCUGGAGACGCCUGACUAAAUAUGUCAGCCACGGCUGUCAAUGGCUCCGAUGUUUCACUCGAUGGAGAGUCCUUCCACCCCGUGGAUACAAUACUGUUGGAUUCUGCCAGCUCUGUUAAGUUGCACAUAAAGGAGGAAAGGUCAGAAUCUCUAGGUUCCUCGGCGCCCAACGAAAAUGAAAUCCUGGGAACAGAUGGAGAAGGCUCCUCGCACAGCACUGCAGAGGAGCCGGAGCGUAAAAGAAAGAAGGGCCCUGCACCCAAGAUGCUCGGCAAUGAAGUGUGCAGUGUGUGCGGAGACAAGGCUUCUGGCUUUCAUUACAACGUGCUGAGCUGUGAGGGCUGCAAAGGCUUCUUCAGGCGUAGUGUCAUGAAAAAUGCCAAGUAUACCUGCAAGAACAACGGCAAAUGUCAGAUGGACAUGUACAUGCGCCGCAAGUGCCAGGAAUGCAGACUUCGGAAGUGCAGAGAGGCUGGCAUGCGGGAACAGUGUGUGCUUUCUGAAGAGCAGAUCCGAAGUAAAAAGAUCAAGAAACAGCAACAAGAGGAAGAUGUGGUUCGAUCCUCUGCAGUUUUAAUUCCACCCAGUCCAUUGGUGGUCACUCAGGAUGUUGUACAGCUAACACCACAGCAAGAAGUAAUGAUCCAGCAACUUGUCUCCGCACAGCAACAAUGCAACAAGCGGUCCUUUAGUGAUCAGCCCAAAGUAACGCCAUGGCCUCUUGCAAACGACCCCAAUAGCAGGGAAGCCCGCCAACAGCGCUUUGCUCACUUUACAGAGCUUGCCAUCAUCUCUGUGCAAGAGAUUGUGGAUUUUGCCAAACAAGUCCCAGGUUUUUUGGAGCUAUCUCGAGAGGAUCAGAUAGCGCUUCUUAAAGCAUCCACCAUUGAGAUCAUGUUGUUGGAGACAGCGAGGCGUUACAAUCAUGAGACCGAAUGUAUAACCUUCCUGAAAGACUUCACAUACAGCAAGGAUGACUUCCACCGAGCAGGGUUACAGGUGGAAUUUAUAAACCCCAUCUUUGAGUUUUCACGUGGCAUGAGGCAGAUGCAGCUGGACGAUGCAGAAUAUGCCCUCCUAAUAGCGAUAAACAUCUUCUCUGCUGAUCGGCCAAAUGUGCAGAACCAUCAGCUUGUGGAAAACCUCCAGUUACCUUACGUGGAAGCUCUGCAUUCCUAUACCCGCAUCAAGCGACCUCAGGAUCACCUGAUGUUUCCUCGUAUGUUAAUGAAGUUGGUCAGCCUGCGCACCCUCAGCAGCGUGCACUCAGAACAGGUUUUUGCCCUCCGUCUUCAGGAUAAAAAACUGCCACCUCUACUGUCUGAGAUCUGGGAUGUUCACGAGUAGAGGCUAAUGAACAGUGUGCACCUGAGACCCUCUGACCUCCUUAACUUGCUAAGCAAUGGACGAUACAGGCGCUGCAUAUGGACUAAAUGCCAGGCCUGCAUCAAAGACCUUUCUGACAUCACCUAGGGAGAUGAUGCAAACAUUUCAGCUAACCCAUGGAAGGUUAGGUACCCUAAGUAAAGAGACUUGAGACCGGGGAGAAGUACAUACAGCUUUACAGUGACUUAUUUAUAGCUGGCCUGAUCAGUAGAAAGGGAUGCAAUCUCUUUCUCUUGGGGCUUCUACCAUGUUUGUCUUGUUUCGGGCUGGUUUUGUUUAGCUGAACCUUAGGUUGGUGACCAGGUAAGAUACAGGGCUUCUUACCCUCCCCACAGGAUGAUGACUUUUAUAAAGUAACUCCCCUGCAAGGCUAUAUGUGACAAUGACUUCAGAGCAAGUCAUGUGCUAGAUGUAAAUGUACAGAGAUCUUAUAGUUUAGUCUCGUGAAGCAGUGACUGAGCCACUGGUCUUCGCACUAAUCCUGCUGUUGUGGAAAAAAAGUUAGUAUUUUCUUAUACGGAGGCGACUGAAUGUUGUGCUAUGAGAUUAGCUACCCCCAGUGCUGUCAGUGUAGUGAAUCAGAUACCACUGUGUCUGGUCCUGCAAGGGUUCAUGGAUCAGGACAUCCCCCGAUCCCCUUCAGGCAUCACCAUAAGGCCUCCUGCACACGAACGUGUGUGCCCCGUGGCCGUGCUGCGGCCCACCAAAUGCGGGCCGAAAUGCAUGAACACCGACUGUGGGGCAGCUGCAGCGGAUCGCGGACCCAUUCAUUUUAAUGGGUCCGCAAUCUAGCCGUUCCGCAAAAAGAUAGGACAUGUUCUAUCUUUUUGCAGAACGGAAGUACGGGACGAAACCCCAC
Messenger RNA from Bufo bufo (common toad), 2531 nucleotides. Its product is annotated as oxysterols receptor LXR-beta-like. Gene Ontology annotation, biological process: lipid metabolic process; positive regulation of transcription by RNA polymerase II; cell differentiation. The transcript has 11 exons. The record is from RefSeq and is a predicted model, not a curated record. Gene Ontology annotation, molecular function: RNA polymerase II cis-regulatory region sequence-specific DNA binding; nuclear receptor activity; zinc ion binding. Lineage: Eukaryota; Metazoa; Chordata; Amphibia; Anura; Bufonidae. Bases 308 to 1633 code for a protein of 441 amino acids.